AUUUUAUUUGGUUUAAACAAUUUCUUUUUUUAUUGUUAUUUCUCAACAAAGCGAACUUCGCACCUUUACAGCGUGAUAAAAUUGUGAACUUUUAGUUAAAAAAAAAACAAAUAAUUAAAAGUAAGUGGUGUAAAUCAUAAAAAAACGGCACAGUAGUUAAUUAGUUACAACAUUUUCAAAGCCGCAAAAGAAAGUAUUAAUUUUUGGGAAAUUUGCUUGUGUCAUUUCGUUUUAAAUCGAUUAAAAUUUAUAAAUUAUUCAAUGUUAAAAGUUAAAUAUUGAGCAUUGACCCAAUACAGAAGAAGGGGAUUAUAAAAAAAACUUGACAAAAGUUCCGAUUUCUCAUUACAACGUAACAUUCCAGGGGCUAAACAUCCCUCUUAUUAAACAACAACCAACAAUAUACAGCUGACAUUUAAAUAAAAAUAUAUAAACUAGUACAAACACUUGUCGAGGAUCCCACAUUUACUAUAAAAAACAAUCAACCCCUCCCUUUGCUGCAUUGUAAAAGCAAAUACAAUUGAAAAUUAAAGCCAGUGUCUUAGAGUAAUUGUAAAAUUAAUACAAAUUAAAUUGUUUCCUAUAUUAAAAAAAAAAAAUAAAAAAAAACGAAAGAAUAGUAGUUGCUUUAAAAACGUCAUAGACACCAACAACCUUAAACCUUGAAACACACAAAAUGCUGUCUCGUUUACGUGAUUUUCUAACGCGUCAUCGCAGGAAAUUUGUUAUUACCGGCGUGGUAGUUGGUGGCACAUUUAUUGCUUUAAAAUAUGCCCAAAGGAAACUUAUCGAAAUGCAAGAACGACAGGCUAGAGAAUUUAUGGAGAAGACACGUCGCAUGCAGCAUUUUGAAUCAACAGAAAAGACCUGUAAUCAGGUAAUAAUUGGCAUGGGAGCCGAACUAAUGCAGGCCAUUUUAAAGGAGUGCAGCACAGAUGAGUUGCUGGAACAAUUGCGUGAAAAUCCUCCCAACAAACUGGAAUUGUGGGAAGAAAUGAAAAUAGUCUCCUUUACACGUUUAACCACCUUCAUUUAUGCCUCCUCCAUGUUAGUGGUGGCCCUGCGCAUACAAUUGAAUCUAUUGGGUGGCUAUUUAUAUUGUGAUACAGUGUCUUCAUUAGCAGGAGAUCAGGGGAAACCCGCUCAGCCACAAAAAAUCAAUGACGAUUUGAAACAAGAAUAUCUUUCUCUAAUCAGACAUUUUAUACAAGAUGGUGGCCUCUCAGAAUUGGUACGUUUGAUUAGAGCUAAGGUGAUAUCAGUGGUGAAACAAUUGCCCUUGACCAAACGUUUCAGUUUAGCCGAUGUGGAACAAUUGUUUUGGUCCCUACAAAUGUCCAUAAAUAGUGAUCCUAGCACGGAUCCCUGUUCGAAAAUGUGCAAAUACUUGCUGCCCUCCCAACUAACAGACUAUGCUCAAGGUAAUCCUUUGCUGGAGAAAAUCUUUAACGAAACUUUGGAUCUUCUGGAGAGUGAUGAUGCCAGCAGUGUUUGUUCCAACAAUAUUUGCCGAGGUUUCUCCCUGGCCGUCGAUGCCAUAGCCGAAAGUAUGAGUGAAACUGUAACAUUAGCUCAAAAACUACAAACAUCGGAAAGCACUACACAGACAAACGCUGCAAAUAGCCCCGAUGCCCUGCUUAAUAUAAAUAGCGUACAAAUAGCUUUAGCCAAAAUUAUACCCAUAGUCAGCGGUUUGACUUCGAAAGGAUUUGACAGCACCACGCGUCCCCAAAAUUUAGCCACCUCGCUAAUAACCUUCUAUGUGGUGUCAGAGAAAUGCAAAGUGUUGGGUGCCAAUGUUUAUGAAACAUUUUCUUCGGCGUAAAAUCCCUGAAAACAUUUUAUUUUCUAUUACUUUUGUUUUUUUUUUUAGUUUUAUUUUUGUAUGAUGUUUAUUAAACGAGAAAUUUGUUUAUAAAUAUGUAUAUUAAAUUAUCACAAACAAAAAAUAUAACUUUGUGCUUCAAGUUGUAAAAAAUUAUGUAUAAUUUUCUUUCUGCUAUUGAAUAAAAAAAGAAGUAAUUAAUGGUAUUUUUAGUUUAAAUGGGGUUUUAUUUAUAUUAUAUUUAUAUUACUUUAUGUGACAGUGAGAUUACUAUUUAACAAAAUAAAUGAAUAAUUAAAAA
Calliphora vicina (urban bluebottle blowfly) is the source of this 2126-nucleotide messenger RNA. RefSeq names its product peroxin 3 (gene Pex3). NCBI's taxonomy places the organism in Eukaryota, Metazoa, Arthropoda, Insecta, Diptera, Calliphoridae. The coding region runs from base 677 to 1825 and encodes 382 amino acids. Gene Ontology annotation, cellular component: peroxisomal membrane. Gene Ontology annotation, molecular function: protein-macromolecule adaptor activity. The record is from RefSeq and is a predicted model, not a curated record. The transcript is spliced from 2 exons. Gene Ontology annotation, biological process: protein import into peroxisome membrane.